This is a messenger RNA of Nothoprocta perdicaria, 373 nucleotides long. RefSeq names its product ribonuclease K (gene RNASEK). The transcript has 2 exons. The record is from RefSeq and is a predicted model, not a curated record. NCBI's taxonomy places the organism in Eukaryota, Metazoa, Chordata, Aves, Tinamiformes, Tinamidae. The annotation marks the transcript as partial. Gene Ontology annotation, molecular function: RNA endonuclease activity.
GUCCUUCUGGGCAUCUUCUUCAACGUGCACUCGGCCGUGCUCAUCGAGGACGUGCCCUUCACCGACGAGGACUUCAAGGACGGCCCGGAGCGGAUCUACCGCCUGUACGAGCAGGUCAGCUACAACUGCUUCAUCGCCGCCGGCCUCUACGUGCUGCUCGGCGGCUUCUCCUUCUGCCAGGUCCGCCUGAACAAGCGCAAGGAGUACAUGGUGCGCUAGGCGCAACACCCGCCGCCGCCUGUUCCUCCUUAUCUAACCCCCCCGGGCCCGCCCCGGGGUCCCUCGUGACCCCCGAAUCCCCCUUCCCCCCCACACGUGCGCGGUUUCCACCCACAUUCCUGUUUUUCCCCUCGUCUUGCGAUUGUUUUAUUGG